This is a messenger RNA of Halichondria panicea, 1746 nucleotides long. RefSeq names its product set1/Ash2 histone methyltransferase complex subunit ASH2-like. The record is from RefSeq and is a predicted model, not a curated record. Gene Ontology annotation, cellular component: Set1C/COMPASS complex. Lineage: Eukaryota; Metazoa; Porifera; Demospongiae; Suberitida; Halichondriidae. The coding region runs from base 131 to 1606 and encodes 491 amino acids. Gene Ontology annotation, molecular function: protein binding; transcription cis-regulatory region binding. The transcript has 20 exons.
UCAAUGAAUUCUAGUAGAUUUCCGUAAAAACUAUUCUAUGGAAUGAGAAGAAUGCUGAGUUAGCUAGCACAGUGUGUAUUCAUUUGCAUAGCUCAUAGUGUCUGAUCUGACAGAGAGCAGAGCUGGUCAAAUGGAGGAUGGAUUCCAAAUUCAGUGCUUCACCUGCGGCAACUGGUUUACAAGCACUGAUCUCAGAGUGUGCCUUGAUGGUUACAUCCCGUACAUGACCAACUAUGAGUACACCUGUCAGAGCUGCGGACCAGAGGAAGGCCUCACCAAGAAGCCAGCCAGUUUCAUCCAGGUGGGUAUCACAGUCUUGGCCAACCUCACCCUCCAACACAUGCUAUCAGAACCACCACGAAGAUUCUUCUCGUUAGACGAUGAGAUUAUACCUUUUGUGUGGGACAACUGGGACAAUAUCUGCACCAAGAGGAGCAGGGCGGGCAACUGGAAGAACAACUUGGCCUCUAAACUCGCAAAUGAGACGAGGAUUUUCUGCGAGAAAAAAGAAGGCUCCAAUGAAUACGGCCUCGUUGAUCAGGAUCUCACCAACAUCAGUCCUCGGAGAUACGAGAGCAAAACUGUGCCGACCAAGGGGGUGGGCUCAAAGAUCAAACGGAAAGCCACUGACAAUAGUCAAGCUCCAGCGGCAACAAAGAAGUCCAAAGGGGAUGGAGGUGUGUCCAGUCGAGCAAUGUCCCACGGCUAUCCACUGGAGCACCCUUACAACAAGGACGGAUAUCGGUACAUCCUGGCCGAGAAGGAUCCUCACGCCACCCUGGAGCUGCAGCCGGAGGACAUGGCAGGGCGGCCCAUCCCCCCUGAGCUGUAUCGAUCCUGGUUGUCUACCAAGGUCCUGCUUGCCCUACACGAUAGAGCUCCCCAGUUGAAGAUAGCCGAGAACAGACUGACAGUGACAGGAGAUAAAGGCUACUGCAUGGUCAGAGCCACUCAUGGUGUGUCUGCGGGGACCUGGUUUUACGAGGUGCACAUUGAUGACCUAGACUCCGUGCCAGACAGUGCUGUCAGGCUGGGCUGGUCACAAGGGUUAGGUAACUUACAGGCCCCUUGUGGUUAUGACAAACUAAGCUACUCAUGGAGGUCGAAGUAUGGAACGAGGUUUCACCAGAGUAAAGGAAAGCAUUACAGUGAUGCUUUUACAACUGGAGACACACUAGGAUUCCUGAUACACCUGCCUAGGAAAGGAUAUACUGGUCAACAGUUGCCAUCAGAUCACAAAGACAAGGCACUUAUAAAGUUCAAGAAUUUCUUCUACUUUGAGGAGAAAGAUGACCUAGUGGAAGAGUUUGAAAAGGGCCUGAAGACCUUACCUGGAAGUUAUAUCACCUUCUACAAGAAUGGAGAGCCCCAAGGAACUGCCUGGAGCGAUCUGUUUGCUGGUGUGUACUACCCCGCCCUCUCUCUAUACAAGGGAGUCACUGUAACUGCCAACUUUGGACCAGACUUCAAGUGCCCACCCAAAGAUGUCAAGUAUAAUUCGCUAUCUGAGUCUGCCGAAAUAACGGUCAUCGACCAGAUAAUAGCUGAGAUGCUGUUUCAUGUUGAGAACAUUCUAGACAGAGACUCUCCUCCUUUCAAUAACUGAACUUAGUUACGGUAUAUACAUGUAACUAACUUACACAUUAUUAUUCACUUCUCGUGUGCUUAUUAUUUACUUGAUUGUUGUACUAGCUAUUCUCAACAUUCUCAUUCUCAAAAGGUUCUGAAUAAUAUUUUACUUUCCUG